AUGGGAUAUCUGAAGGAGUAUGUCGAUCGAGGAGUGCAAACCUCAUGUUCCCCACAAUCAGCAGCAGUAUCAGACUUGUCAGCUGUUAGUGUUCCUCAAACUCCCUUCGAUGACUGUGACUCUGGGUCGCUUUUACACGAGAUUACAACUGGGUUGCUAUCAGUCGACCCAGAACUACCUCCUUCACCUUUUUCUGUUGAUGAUAACAGCGCAUAUAGUCGGUCCAAUCUCCAACAUAGCCCCGUUAGCCCCAUGUGCGCACCCUUGAUGUCUCGUUGCGUUCCUGGACGCAAAUUAUUCCUAGUCGAACGUCGCCCGGAAGGAAAAACCGUCGAAAGACGCGUGAUUUCUAUGCCGGACGACAUAUCGGCGCAGCGUAUCAAGUUGGACCCUCAAAAUGACAUGCGGGUGGUUUCCAUGCCCGAGUAUCUCGCGGCUGCUGUUGACCCGUCUCUGGAUUCGAUCGAGUCUCCCUCUGCAGGCGCAUCCUUCGGAUCGUCGUUUAUUGAGAAACGUCAUCGAGUCAGAGUUUGUCCCCCACCCUCGGACGUUCCGCACACGCCUUCUCCACCGUCGUCUCCCGAGUCGAUUCUCAUCAUUGACAGUCAUGCGCAGCUUCCUGAUGGAUUCCUUCGACGAAGAUAUUCCAAAAAGACAGCCUCGCCCGGAAAUGGCUGGACAGCGUGGGCGACUUCUCCUCCCCGCCCUAUCCCAGCUCUUCACGGUCCGCUUUCCCUCCCAUAUGCUCGCUGUCCAUCGGGAGCUGAAGGAACGAUCAUCGAGGAGCCAGGCAACGUAUCUCGAAUGAUAUGGGGCUUAGGCCAAGACGAAUCUGGUCAACAUCGUGGUGAUAGUGAGCAUACGGACGACGAAACACAUCAUAAAGCCUUCCCUCACUCCCAGGUCACACCGCAAACACAAAAAAGACACGUACUCCAGAAUCCUCACCAGGUACGAGCGGCCGCGAUUAACAAGAAAACAUUCAAAGGGGUCGCUGGCGGAGGAAUUCCCACUGUUCAUCGUCACCCUGACCAUGAACGUCGCAUUUAUGAACACUCAGAGGCAUCCCAUCUACAUGAGUCAAAAGCUGAACCAGCCAUUCGCGGUCUUCCUUUCUCAGGCUCUUGGCGGUCAGAAACCAGUAUACCAACUGUUCGCGAAUCAGAGGCCUACGAAAGAGGCUUUGGCUCCUCGUUCAAUGAUCAAAAACUUCUCUUGGAUUUGCAGUUUGCAUUCGCUCGGCAGUCGCUUCAGAACACUGCACUCAAUCAAGCUUACCCUGAAGGUCUCAAGCCAGUUUUUCCGGUUUCGAACCAUCCUCGCGCCACUCCGGCUUACCCGAAAAUCUUCGUGGAACCGCGUCUCAAUGAGGUGGUCAAUGCAGCACAACGUCUGUCUGCGAUGGAGAUUGCUCAACAGUAUCGUCAACGUCAGGAAUUCCGUCUCAAGCAACAGGCUGGUCUACCUACCCCGCCAAGUUCUUCCUCUCCCCAGUGGUCAUCAAACUUUUCGCCCUAUCAGUAUCCUUCCGUAUCUCCGGAGAUGGAUAUUCAGAACACAUUAGGUCUGCCUCAUCACACCCAGCAAGCACAACGCCCCUUCAUGGAUGCCUCCCAUCAAGCCAGGCUCUUGUACGAUCAUCAGAAUAAUAAUGUCGAGACUCGUUUCUUCGAUGGAAAUGGCGACUGUGGUUCUAUGCUUUCGCGUCACGAUAGGGACGUCCCUUCGGCAAUCAAUCGGCAUCCUUCAGAUGUUUCUGGCGGUCUUGCCAACUAUUUGCGUGAUUUGCAUGCAAUGUCUUCUCAGCAGCCUCGUUAUGCUAGUACCACUGAAUUUCCUCUGACGGCAGCUCGCCACCCCGUCCGUACUGGUCCUACCGUUGUCUCCGUUGCUCCUCCCUCGCCUGAGUCUCCUGGAUCACGACCUCGCAGUAUUUCCUAUCAGCAACCCAGGUCCGUUCCCCUUGCACGGUUGAUACAACGCCGACUGUCUUCUGUACCGGAAGAGGAACUCAGUAGUCUGGCGGACACCUCGUCUACAUCUGCUUAUCGGUCUACCGAUUGUCACCAACGCAGUCUCUCCUCCUGUGACCAUUCUGACGGCAGUACAACCCCUCGUAGGUACUACCAAGAACAGCGCCUUGGCAUUCCUGCUGUCGGUCAUGCGAGAGUUCCUAGCCCGGACUCUAUUGACGAGUAUGAAGCCCAGCCGUACUCGUUCCCUCAUGGAGCAUCGCCCGCAAAAGUCCGUCUUCCUUCAGCGCAGGAACAGGAAGAGUACUCUUAUCAAAGUCGCGUGCAAUCGCGGCCCAAAGGAGGGGGAGUUGUGGGCACAUCCCAGCAACUCAAGAAGAAGCCACGCGGGAGGAAAACAAGGAGUGACGCAUGUACAGUUUCCGCUCGAUGA
Suillus subaureus is the source of this 2406-nucleotide messenger RNA. RefSeq lists its product as uncharacterized. The transcript has 3 exons. The record is from RefSeq and is a predicted model, not a curated record. Bases 1 to 2406 code for a protein of 801 amino acids. Lineage: Eukaryota; Fungi; Basidiomycota; Agaricomycetes; Boletales; Suillaceae.